AUGGCGAACAUGGUAGUCGCACUACGAGCUCUAUCGUCGACCUCCAAGCCAAUCCACAGGAUUACUGGCGGUCCCAAAUUGAUCCGUCUUGCGUUUCCAGAACCAGUUUCUAACUUUCGAAUCCUGAACGAUUUUGUUCCGGAUAUUCUACCAUCCUCUGUAACAAGAUACCCGGCCGUAUUUAGCGUCCAUAUCUCGAAAACGUUAUCAGACGACGAAAUCACAGAGUUGGUCAAGUGGAUUAAGGAGAUCGGUAAGGGCCGCGGAUUUGCGGUAAAUGGGGCAUACCGCACCAAUUCGACCGUUGUCAUACUCGAAACACCUUACAGCGUAGCGAGAACGCCUGUGAACUGGGCACUGGGAACUCUUCCAAAUAUUCUUGUUCUUGAAGCCCCUCGUGAAGUCUAUGCUCAACUUAGGAAUAUACCAGGUGUGAAUGUGAUUUUUGAAGAUAUGAGCAGCAACAAUCUUGCUUCCUCUCCGAGCGCUACGGAGUUGCCAGUUGCUGCUCAUGAGGAGUUCCUAAGGGAGUUACACAAAGAGUCGGCGAUAAAUCCCCUGGAAAAGCCUCCAAAUGAAACAAAAGGCAACUAA
Paracoccidioides lutzii Pb01 is the source of this 594-nucleotide messenger RNA. RefSeq lists its product as hypothetical. Bases 1 to 594 code for a protein of 197 amino acids. The record is from RefSeq and is a predicted model, not a curated record. The transcript has 2 exons.